GAUCACAACAUUGAAACAAAAUGGAGGCAACAUUUCGGAGGACAAUGACUUCGGUCACAGAUACGUUAUUUCCUGUGUCAAAAUCUGCCAGAGACCCACAGAAACAUCAGAUAUUGAAAGCAGGAAAUGACUAUGUGACCAACCUACCAUUACAGAUGGCUAUUUAUUUCAAUGCAUUCUUUUCCCCUUUCUGGAUCAUUGUUACACUUGUUGGAUUUGAAGUAAAGUACGACUACUUGAACAUCUUGUAUAAAAUCACCUUGGUAGCAGUGUACAUUACCUACACAAUUAUAGAAAUUGUUCGUCUAUACAUUGGAUACAUUGGGAACCUCAUGGAGAGGGUACCAGAGUUAGCUGGUUUCUGGCUUUUGACAUUGUUGAUACAGUUCCCUCUCAUUCUGCUGGUUCUCUUCAACGAGGACGCCAAAAUUUUACCGUUCGAAAGAGCUGUGAAUAUUAUCGAAGCCCUUUUUGUACUAUUUGAAAUCAUAUGUGGAUACAUAGCUAUAAGAAUUAUGGUGAAUUAUCAAGUGACCAAGUUCCAUUUAAGACAGUUCACAGACCUUGAACAAAUGCCAGAUGAUGACUAUUGGUUGGAUCAAGGAGAAGAGGCGCAUGAGCACUAUUCAUAGGUCAAAGGUUUAAAUAUGUGAACAAAUAUAUUUUGGGAUACGCCUGUGCUUAGUUUGAGAUCUUGGCAGGAAGUGUUUUUAAGUAGUUUUUUGUGUAUACAGUUAUUGUUACAUGAGAUUUAUUUAGGAUUAGUAAGAGAGUGCUGCGAA
This is a messenger RNA of Mercenaria mercenaria, 782 nucleotides long. Its product is annotated as transmembrane protein 17B-like. The record is from RefSeq and is a predicted model, not a curated record. The transcript is spliced from 4 exons. The coding region runs from base 21 to 632 and encodes 203 amino acids. Lineage: Eukaryota; Metazoa; Mollusca; Bivalvia; Venerida; Veneridae. Gene Ontology annotation, biological process: non-motile cilium assembly. Gene Ontology annotation, cellular component: ciliary transition zone.